This is a messenger RNA of Lasiodiplodia theobromae, 3120 nucleotides long. Its product is annotated as Isoleucyl-tRNA synthetase. The transcript has 2 exons. NCBI's taxonomy places the organism in Eukaryota, Fungi, Ascomycota, Dothideomycetes, Botryosphaeriales, Botryosphaeriaceae. The record is from RefSeq and is a predicted model, not a curated record. Gene Ontology annotation, cellular component: cytosol. Gene Ontology annotation, biological process: isoleucyl-tRNA aminoacylation. Gene Ontology annotation, molecular function: ATP binding; isoleucine-tRNA ligase activity; tRNA binding. Bases 1 to 3120 code for a protein of 1039 amino acids.
AUGGUAGCUCCAAGCCAGAUCUUCCGGAGCGCCACCGCAGCCAGCACCACCGUCAAAUCAUGGUCCAGCACGCUUAAGCUGCCCAAGUCGGCGUUCCCGCCGCGCCCGUCGCCGUCGCCGGAUCUGCUACGCCAGUGCACCGACGACCUCUACGCCUGGCAGCAGUCGCCCGAACGCAAGACGACCGGCUCCUUCGUCUUCCACGAUGGCCCGCCCUACGCCAAUGGCAGCCUGCACAUCGGACACGCCCUGAACAAGGUCCUGAAGGACCUCAUCUGCCGCUUCCAGGUCGCGCAGGGCAAGCGCGUGCAGUACAUUCCCGGCUGGGACUGCCAUGGCUUGCCCAUUGAGGUCAAGGCCCUGCAGGCCCUGGGCAAUCCCGAUCGCGACAAUCUGAGCCCGGUCGAGGUGCGCGCCGCCGCCCGCCGCUUGGCCGAGCGCACCGUCGAGGAGCAGAAGGAAGGCUUCAGGAAAUGGGCUAUUAUGGGCGACUGGGAUAAUGCAUACAAGACAAUGGAGAAGGGCUUCGAGACGCGCCAGCUGGGCGUCUUCAAGGAAAUGGUCGAAAAGGGCCUCAUCUACCGUCAGUUCAAACCCGUCUAUUGGUCACCCUCGUCCGGAACCGCUCUCGCUGAGGCUGAGCUCGAGUACGAUGAUAACCACCGUUCUACCACCGCGUACGUCAGUUUCCCCAUCACCAAGCUCCCCGCGAGCUUGGCCGGCCGUGUCGAUAUCACAAAACUUGGUGCUCUGAUUUGGACUACAACGCCCUGGACGCUGCCUGCUAACAGGGCAAUUGCGGUGCACUCGGAUAUGGAAUACUCUGUGGUGGAAAUGUCUCGGCCUACUGCUACCGGCGAUCGGCCCAGUCAGUUUCUCAUCGGCAAGGCGCGCUUCGAUGCUCUCCAGCAAACCCUGAAGACCGAGUUCAAGGUGCUUGUGGAUGCAAUCCCAGGCUCUGAGCUGGCCGGCCAGGUAGAGUAUGCGAAUCCGUUGGAACCCGAUCAAUUGAGUGCCCAGCCCAUCAUACAUGCCGAUUUCGUGUCCGACGCUUCUGGUUCUGGUCUUGUUCAUUUGGCUCCUGGUCACGGUAUGGACGACUACAAUGUUUGCAGGUCUAUUGGCAUUGAUGCUUUUGCCCCCGUCGAUGACAAGGGUUGCUUCACUAAAGAGGCUCUACCCGGUCAAGCCUUCCUCAUCGCCGGUCUUCCCGUUCAGGGCGAGGGCUCCAAGGCCAUUCUCGAGCUACUCAAGGCGAUGCCAAGGGAUCCUUUGAUUGCCGUCGAGGAUAUCACCCACAAGUAUCCUAUCGACUGGCGGACCAAGAAACCCGUCAUCAUCCGUGCUACCGAGCAAUGGUUUGCCGAUGUCGAAGGCAUCAAGGACGGUGCUCUUGAGGCUCUUGAGGACGUCGAGUUCCACCCGAAGUCCGGAAAAGCCCGUCUGGAGAGCUUUGUCCGCGGUCGCAGCCAAUGGUGCGUGUCACGUCAACGUGCUUGGGGUGUCCCCAUUCCAGCAUUGUACGAGAAAACCGAAAAUGGCACCCUCAAGGCACACAUGACCGGAAGCUCCAUCGAGCACAUCAUGAAGGUCAUCGAACAACGCGGCAUCGACGCUUGGUGGACCGAUGCUGAGGACGAACCCGCCUGGAUCCCCGAAGGCCUCGACAACGGCUCUUUCAUCCGCGGCAAGGACACCAUGGACGUCUGGUUCGACAGCGGCACCGCGUGGACUCUGCUCGAACCCCGACCGGGCCAGCCCGUCGCCGAAGUCUUCCUCGAAGGAACCGACCAGCACCGCGGCUGGUUCCAGUCCUCGCUGCUGACGCACAUCGCGCACCAGAGCGUGAAGAACAGCACCUCACAUGCCAAGAUGCUGGCCCCGUUCAAGACGCUGAUCACGCACGGCUUCACGCUCGACCAGGACGGCCGCAAGAUGAGCAAGUCGCUCGGCAACACCAUCUCGCCCGAGCAAAUCAUGGACGGCUCCCUCCUCCCGCCGCUGAAGUUCAAAAAGAAGAAGCAAAAGGGAGAGAACAACAACAACCAAGGCAAAGAAAUAUUCGACGCCAUGGGCCCCGACGCGCUCCGCCUGUGGGUCGCCAGCAGCGACUACACAAAGGACGUCGUCAUCGGCCAGCCCGUCCUCGCCGCCGUCAACCAGGCCCUGCACAAGUACCGCGUCACCUUCAAAUGGCUGCUCGGCGUCCUGGCCGACUUCGACCCGUCAGCCCCCCCAACACCAAUAUCUGCGGGGCAACAAACGACCGUCCCCAACCGCUGGACCCUCAUCGACGCCAUCGCCCUCCACCAGCUCUCGCGCACUUCUUCCGCCGUCCACGCCGCCUACGCCGCGCACGACUUCCACCGCGGCACCGCGCAGCUGGCCCGCUACACGGCGCUCGACCUGUCGGCGUUUUAUUUCGAGACGCUGAAGGAUCGCGUGUAUGCGGGGACAGAGGCGGAUCGCCGGGGCGCGCAGGUGGUGCUGCAUCGUGUCUUUCAGGAGUUGUUGGAUAUGUUGGCGCCGGUUUGUCCGUUGUUGGUGGGGGAGGUUUGGGGGUAUGUGCCGGAGAAGAUUAGGGAGGAGGCGGCGGCGGGGGAAAGGCCGGGGUGGAGGGUGUGGAGGCCGUUUGUGGUGGAGACGGCAGAGGGGGUGAACGGGGAGGGGGAGGUGGAGAGGGCGGUGGAGGUGUUGGGGAGGGCGGGGGAUGCGGUUAAGGCGGCGCAGGAGGAGGCGAGGAAGGAGAAGUUGAUGGGGGGUGGGUUGGAGUGCGAGGUCGUGCUGAGGCUUCCGCCUGGUGUUGCUGCUGCUGAGGGCGGCGCGCUCGUGCCUGGGAUGGUGGGGGAGGAUUUGGCGGCUGUGUUUGUGGUUAGUGGGGUGGAGAUUGUGAGUGGCGAUGAUGCUGCUGGUGAGGUAGAGGUGAAGAAGGCGGAAGAGGGGGGUGAGCAGCAAUGGGUUUUCAGGGCGCCGUUCGAGCUGCCUGGUGUUUCUGGCCAGGCUGUUGCGGAGGUGCGGCCUGCGAGGAAGCCGAAGUGUCCGAGGUGCUGGCGGUAUGUUGCGCCUAGCCCGGACGUCCUGUGUGGGAGGUGUGAGGAUGUGGUGAAGGCGUCGGAGUGA